GCCCCGACACCGCGCAUGCGCAAACGCACGCGCAGCCGCCCUGUGAGCCCCGACUCGCAUUCUCCGCCCCGCCCCUGGGACCGGAUGGAGUUGCCGGCGCUUCCGGCGGCCGGCGGCUGUGUGGUUGCCUCGGUGAUGUCGUGGGUUCAAGCGAGUCCUUUGGUCCGGGAUCCUGGCGAGGACGGGGACGUGUUUGACGAGGAAGCGGACGAGUCGCUCGUGGUGCAGCGGGAAUGGCGGAGCCACAUGCAGAGACGAGUCAAAGAAGGUUAUAGAGAUGGAAUAGAUGCUGGCAAAGCAGUUACUCUUCAACAAGGCUUCAAUCAAGGUUAUAAGGAAGGUGCAGAAGUCAUUAUAAACUAUGGACAACUCAGAGGAACAUUGAGUGCUUUGCUCUCCUGGUGUCACCUUCAUGAUAAUAGUUCGGCUUUGAUCAGUAAAAUAAAUACUCUUCUGGAUGCCGUUGGCCAGUGUGAAGAGUGUGUGCUCAAACAUCUGAAAUCAAUCACUCCGCAGCCCCACGUUGUAGAUUUAUUGGACUCCCUUCAGGAUAUGGACCUGUGUCAUGUAGUUCCAGCGGAGAAAAAGACUGAUGAAGCUACAGACGAAAGACUCUGUGAAAAUAAUGCUGAGUUUAACAAAAACUGUGGCAGGAGUGUUAAUGGGGUAGAUGGUUCAUCUUUAGAAUGUUGUAGAACACAGGAGCAUGCACAUUCUGAACAGCCAAGCCUCACUUGGAUUCUAGAACAGACAGCCAGUUUAGUAGAGCAGCUGGGAGUGUCCAUAGAUGUAUUACAGCACCUCAAACAGCUAUAGAAAUUAGCUUCACUUUUCUAAUGAAAAUAAUGUUCAGAGCAUUUCUUAGAGCGUUCCGUUUCUGAACAAGCUCACCAAAAUCUCUACUGGUUUCGACAUUGCACACUUCACUUGGAGGGUUAUCCUUCAUGAAAGUUUGAAAGGCCUUCAAAAGUAACACUAUUAAAUGUAAUGUAAGCCUUUUUCCUUUGUCACUUGUAAUUUUUAUGUAGUUUAAUAUAUGCUCAGAAAUUCCAGUUGUCAUUGUCAUUUUCAAAUUUCUCAUCAGAAUCAAGCAUUUUCAGACUCAUUAGCAAAAGUGAACAAGAAUCAAACAUAUUUUGUAAGGACCUAACCCUGCUUUCUGUUCUUGUCACCAUCAGGUAAUUAGGACCUCGUCACCAGCUAAUCAGACCAAAGUUACCAGAAAUAACCUAAUGACUAACACUGUAAAUAGAUAGGCACACAUACAUAUAGACAUGUAGAUAAACGUAUUGCAAUUAAAAGGCUGUAAUGUAAGAAACUGAAGAAAUGUUUGUACUACUGAUGAUUAAAAACAAAAUGCUAAAAUCCAUUUUAGUUUCAUGUUAAUUAAAAAUACAUACGAUUCCGUGAAGAAUACAGAAAAUAUAUUUCAUGCUCAAGUGCCUACUCAGUUUUUCCAAGAGUUAGUAGUGUUGCCUAACAAGGUGCCAGAUUUUUUCUAAACUGCAGUUUUGUUUCAUAUUCACAUAGAAAUAAAACACUGAAACCCCUGACUUCUAUCUUGCCUUGUAACAAUAUUCUUAGUCUAGCAUAGACCAAAUUAGAUUCAAACUUUUGCUCCAGGACAUAAGAUCAGGAAAGGAUUUUUCAUCACUUUUUGCCGGAAACGCAGUGCCUGACUUUAGAGAUGGCCAAAUAAUUGCCCCAUAUCGACAGCCUUAAUUGCUUUGUCAUUAGUAUUUAUAUUUACUAUCUAUUCUAAAAGACAGAUAUACUGAGAUUCUAAGAGAAUCUGAUAAAAUGGCUCUUUCAGGAGAUUAAGAAAAUGUACUACUGUGAUCUUAGAACCUCCUCAAAGUUUACAGAACAUUAAGAAAUUGAAGCCACAGAUUUGAAAUCAGAAGACCAUAUAGGGUUUCAGCAUUUACUAAAACAUGCUAAAAAUAUCAAGUUAAAUUUGACAGCUGGUUAAAAAAAGUACUUGCUUCUAUGUCUGUAGAUGUAAACACUAUUUCAGAGAUUUACUAAUUUGUGUGUGUGUGUGUAUAUAUAUAGUCCAUAUUUAUGGAUGCAGCAAAAUUCUCAAAUCCACAUGGCAUAUUAUAAGCAAUCUCUAAAAUCUUCGUGUUGCUCUGCCUUGCAUAUUAGAUAUCAAAUACCUGUCUCUAAUGAUGCAUCUCAAGAAAGUCACCCUGAGUAAAAACUUCAUAAGUGCAGCAAAUCUUAAGAUUUUAUCUAGACACCCUGAUAAGAUUCCCUGAAGGUAGCACCCUUGCCACCCUUGGUAAUUGGGUGGUUUUGUGCAGGUGCUCAUAGAAAAGGAAGUCAAGAGAAUUAGCUGAGUCGAUGAGACUGCUGGGUUGAAAACAACACUUAAACUUAUCUUGCCUUUUAAAAAAUACAGAUAGAAGUUUCUGGACUGCAGAGGAAUAUGAAUGGUAUAAGCUCAUUGUACCUGUGUUCCAUGAACAUGAGCUUCUGUACUAGAACCAGCAGAAGUAAAGGGAAGAAACCUUGCUCACCUGUGUCUUUUACCUCGCCUCCUAUGUUGUAGGCCUGCCAAGUCUAGCCAUGCACACACCCUAGGGGAACACAGACGUAAGGCGGGAUUGCCCCAGAGCAGGCACAGCCAGAGCUUCAAGGCCCGGCACCCAGACAUUAGGCCGGGGUGAUGUGGCUUCCUUAAAAACAGAAUUUUCACCUUAAAUAAGUUAUUUCUAGAUGCUGACAUACCUGGAGGUUUCUUUUUUUAAGGGAGAGGGUGAAGCCCACAAUACUAUGCUUUUGUGACAUUUUGGUUGCUAGAGCUCCUAAGCCUACUAAGUUUUUGUGAUACACAAACAAACAGGAAAUGGACAGCUGAAUUCACCUACUUGCAUUCUUAUCUCGUUUAUAUCCUUAGUGCUGCUUAUUAACUGCUUUCGUGGUAAACCACAAUAAAAGCCUUGAGCCAA
Molecule: messenger RNA, 2954 nt
Organism: Equus quagga
Lineage: Eukaryota; Metazoa; Chordata; Mammalia; Perissodactyla; Equidae
Gene: YAE1
Product: YAE1 maturation factor of ABCE1
Exons: 3
Coding region: 16-816 (266 amino acids)
Source: RefSeq, a predicted model, not a curated record